AUGCCUCGCCUCGCCCUUCACACCUCAACCCUACGCGCCUCGAGAUUUGUGUCACGCCCCCUCAGCACAUUCUCUCCCCUCCGCGCCAAAGCCCCUGACAGCACACCAGGCUGGGAAGGACGCCAUGGAGAGGACCACGCCGUGAAUCGAUCGCCGCACGACCCGCAGAGCAAGAACGCGGAUGUCAGCAUGAAAGAGCACGACCAGCAGGACUCGCAGAGCCAGGCCGUUGACCAGGGUGAUCACCGUGACAGCAAUAAGAGGGCUAAGGAGGACCAUCCUGAGGCGCCGGGCCCGGUGCUGGGGAUGAACGAUGAACGGGGAGGGAAGGGACAUUAG
Messenger RNA from Exophiala viscosa, 339 nucleotides. RefSeq lists its product as uncharacterized. Bases 1 to 339 code for a protein of 112 amino acids. The record is from RefSeq and is a predicted model, not a curated record. Lineage: Eukaryota; Fungi; Ascomycota; Eurotiomycetes; Chaetothyriales; Herpotrichiellaceae. The transcript is spliced from 2 exons.